Messenger RNA from Daktulosphaira vitifoliae (grape phylloxera), 4245 nucleotides. It is a transcript of the gene Sec31, whose product is annotated as protein transport protein Sec31A. The coding region runs from base 268 to 3816 and encodes 1182 amino acids. Gene Ontology annotation, cellular component: COPII vesicle coat; endoplasmic reticulum exit site. Gene Ontology annotation, molecular function: structural molecule activity; protein binding. The record is from RefSeq and is a predicted model, not a curated record. The transcript has 19 exons. Gene Ontology annotation, biological process: COPII-coated vesicle cargo loading; endoplasmic reticulum organization; intracellular protein transport. Lineage: Eukaryota; Metazoa; Arthropoda; Insecta; Hemiptera; Phylloxeridae.
GAUAACCCAGAAGAUAUAGAUACAAUACUCCAAUUCUUUUAUUAGUCAAAAUACGUGUAUUUUCAGUAAAUUGUUUUAAGUUAAAAUGUAUAUUGGAUAAAUUAUAAAUUGGCUUAAUGAUAUGUGAGGAUAAAACUAUCAUAACUAAUCAUUUUUUGAGAGUAAUUUAUGUGUUUUUCAUGUGUAGUUAGAUCAAAUUAUUUGAAUACAUUUUAAAUUAAUAUUUAUAAGAUAUACAAUCUAAAUUUUGUUUCUUUGAAUAUCACCAUGAAAAUUAAACAGUUACCUACAACUGUUGUAUCAGCAUGGUCUCCAAAAGCCCACCAACCAUUAACAAUUGCAACGGGAACUGCAGCACAACAAUUGGAUGCCUCGUUUAGUACAUCUUCUACUUUAGAAUUAUAUACUGUUAAUGCUAAUGAAAUAACAUUAAGUCAUUCAGUAUCAACUGAUUGUCGGUUUCAUAAAUUGGUUUGGGGUGCAUAUGAUAUUUAUAACGAAUGGAGUUCUGGAAUUAUUGCUGGAGGCUGUGAUAAUGGUAAAAUUUGUCUUUAUAAUGUAUCUAAGUUGGCUAUGGAUGAAGAUAGUUUAAUUACAACAAGUGAUCGUCAUGUGGGAUCAGUGAAGGCUCUUGAUUUUAAUUCAUUCCAAAAAAACUUAUUGGCGUCUGGUGCUUCAGAAUCAGAAAUAUUUAUUUGGGAUUUAUUUAAUAUGACUUCUCCUAUGACUCCUGGUUCAAAAUCUGAUAAUUUGGAAGAUGUUAUUGAUUUAGCAUGGAAUAAUGAAGUUCAACACAUUCUUGGUUCAUUAUUUCACAAAUAUACUGUUGUAUGGGACUUACGUAAGAAUGAACCUAUUUUAAAAUUGACAGAUGACAAUAACACUAAACUAAGAUGGAAAUCUAUGGCUUGGAAUCCUAAUAUAGCCACUCAACUAUGUAUUGCAUCAGAGGAUGAUCAAUACCCAGUUAUUCAACUCUGGGAUCUUCGAUAUGCAUCAUCUCCUGUUAAAAAUUUAAUUGGACACCAAAAGGGUAUAUUGUCAAUAUCCUGGUGUUCUCAUGAUGCAAAUUUAUUAAUAAGUUGUGGAAAAGAUAGUCGUAUAUGUUUGUGGAAUCCUAGUAGUGAGAGUGAUGAAAAUUUACUACUAUGUGAUCUAGAACAUGAUCAUCAAUGGAACUUUGAAGUGAACUGGUGUCCUAAAGAUCCAUUACUACUAGAAACAUCUAGUUUUGAUGGGAUUACAACAUUUUAUUCGUUAAACAAUGUACAAAGUGUUCAAAACUAUCAAACAGGAGUAAGGGGAAAUUUGAAUAAUGCACCAAAGUGGUUGAGGCGAACUUGUAAAACUUCUUUUGCAUUUGGUGGUCAUUUGUUAUCACUUGAUGGUGCACUAAAAACUGUACAAAUAAACAAAACCAUUACUGAACCUGAUAUGCUUGUGUGGUCUGAAAAUUUGAGAAAAACACUAAAUAAUGAAUGUUAUGAUACGUUUUUUAAUGAAAAAUGCAAAACAACUGAUACUAAUAUUCAACAAACUUGGGAAUUUAUAAGUUCUAUGUUUCAAGAUAAACCUAAAGAAGUUCAAUUAAAAAUACUUGGAUACCCAGUAGAUAUUAUGGAUGAUGUUGCAACAAAAUUUCAAAAUGGAAAUUACUCUGAUGAAAAUAAGAUAAAAAACCAUUUAUCCUCACCAAAAUUGCUUAAAUUUGAUGAAUCUGAAAUUGUGUCUAAAUUUGAAAAUUUGAAAAUACCAACUAGCAAUUUACAAAUGAAUAUUUGCCAAUUACUUUUGAUUGGUAAUAAGACCAUGGCAGCUGAUAUCCUUUUUGAUAAUGGUUAUAUUGUUGAAGCAAUGUUACUUGCAUAUAAUUCAGAUUCUGAUACCUUAACUAGAAUACAAAAUAAAUUUUUUAAAACUACCGAAGGAUUAGAUGCUGCUCUUCUUUAUACUAUAGUGACAGGUAAUUGGCAAAAUUUUGCCGAAAAUUGUAAUUUAAGCUGUUGGAAAGAAAUAAUGGCUGCUCUUCUUACUCAUACAAGUGGACAAAUGUUUGUUUCUUGCAUUGAGAAACUUGGUUCUCGUCUUGCUGUCGAUUCUAAUUAUUCACAAUAUGCAAAAUUUUGCUUUAUUAGUUCAGGAAAUAUUGAAGCUUUUAUAGAAAAUACAAAUUAUAUUGAUUCUGUAACUAAACUACAGCAAUGUGUGGAAAUUACACUUAUACUGCAUAAAUCAUUGAUGUUUAGUGAAUCAAAUUUUUCAGUUGGCAAAAACUUUAAUGAUUUAUUAGUAAAAUAUAGUGAAUGUUUGGUAUCUCAAGGGGAUUUAAAUGGAGCUUUAGAAUUUUUAGAGUUAACAAAUAACAGUCAAGGAAUUGAACUUAAAAAUCAGUUAUACAAAGCUCUUGGAAUAAAUCAAGUUGCUCAUUACUCAAAUCAACCUACACAAAGAAGAACGAGUAUGCAUGCUAUCAGAAAGUUUUCGACCUGUAGUGCUACAGGGACAAUAACACCAGAACCACCUUUUCCAAUAUAUCCAAAUAAAGUGUUACCAGAAAAAGAGAUACCUCAUAAUUACUCAGUGCAACCAAAUACGAGUUAUUCUUCUCAACCACUAUCAAUGUGUAGCUUAGGUAAUCCACAACAAUUAAAAUACCAUGGUUCUCCUAUUACAUUGCCACCUCAAAUAGUCAGUAAUAAUCAAACAAACAUACCUACUAAUCGUAUACCAUCAACACCUCCAUUAAACAAUGAUAGCAGUAGAUCAAUAACUCCAAGUGGCUUGAAAUCUGGUAAACCAAAAUAUGUAGUUGAUCCUUCAGUUAAAGGAAAUUCAUAUGGUGCUUACAAUAAUAAUUCUGGUGGAAUGCCUCAUCUUCUAAAUAGUUACAAUCAAUCACAAAACAUGUUGAGUAAUCAAUUGGGACAGUUUAACAAUAAUCAAUUCCAACAAAAUAGUUUCAACCAAACCACUGACCAAACUUAUAAAUUUCUAAACCCAUUAAGAUCACAUAUUCAACCAACUAACCUAAUUCAACCAUUAGCUCAAUUUCCACAACAUGUAAAUCAGUCAGAUAAUACAGGCCAAACGCUUAAUUUAAAUCAAUUUAUCCCUACAGUUCAACCUGAUCAAUUCCAAUCUAAUAACAUUGCUCAACCAGCAAUACCUCAUCCUUCAGCUUAUAAUCAAUUAUCAAAUUUUAAUUCUACUCCUCCAGGAAUUAAUCCAUUACUUAAUAAUUAUGUUCAAAAAUCUACUCCAGCUGGUUGGAAUGACCCACCAAUGUUGUCAAAUUCAGAUAUAAUACAAAAAAAACCUCAAACUCCUGUUCCAUCUGCUCCCAUUACUCAUCCAUUGUACACCAAUAAUCCUCCUCCUAUUCAAGAAAUAGGUACAUAUAUACCACUUCAAAGUGAUCAGAAUACCAAUAACAGUACACCAGAAUGUGUGGAAGCAUUACCUAAACCACCAAUACCACAUGAACAUAUUAGAAUUAAACAUAUUUUUGAAGCUUUACAAUCUCAUGUGUUAUCCAUGGCACCUAAUGCACAAAACAAAAAGAGAAUAUUAGAUAUUUCAAAAAAAUUAGAAAUUUUGUAUGAUUCUUUGAGAGUAAAUAAUCUGUCAUCCUAUUGUACUCAAAGUAUUCAUACAAUAUUGGAUAUGGUGAUGCAACAAAAUUACAAUGAAGCUUUCAAUAUUCUUACUCAACUUGUUUCAGGUCCAGAGUUUUCAAAAAUAUCAUCAUUUAUACCAUCAAUUAAAACAUUACUUCAAAUGGCACAUCAUUAUAAUAUUAAUUUAGAAAGAAUUUAAUGAUAUUUAACAUAUUUAUGAAACAUUAUAUAAUGGUUAUAAAUUCUUACAAAAAUAUUUUGUUAUUGUUGUAUUAUAUAUAAAAAAUUAUGCAAUUAUUACAACUGAAUUAUUGGAAUAUUAAUUUAGUUAAUUAUUCAUAUAACACAAUCUUACCAAUUAAUACAUUAUCUACACUGUAGUUUCACUUUUUGGUAAAAAAAUUAGUCAACGAAGACUGUUUUUUGUCUUGUACUAGAGUUGUAUUUUUAGUUAUAGACUUUGAUUGAUUUUUCUUCUUAUCCAAUUGAAUUUUCACUUCUGGUUUGUCAGGCUUAAAUUUUUUUGCUUUAUUCUCAUAUUCUCCAGUAUCAGUGUCUGUACACUCAGAUAAUUCAAAAUUUGAUUCUUUAAUUUCUGUUUCAACGAAUUGCACUUCCUUGCUAGUAC